Molecule: messenger RNA, 4830 nt
Organism: Lynx canadensis (Canada lynx)
Lineage: Eukaryota; Metazoa; Chordata; Mammalia; Carnivora; Felidae
Gene: STIL
Product: STIL centriolar assembly protein
Exons: 17
Coding region: 327-4160 (1277 amino acids)
Biological process (GO): mitotic spindle organization; centrosome duplication; protein localization to centrosome
Cellular component (GO): centriole; centrosome
Source: RefSeq, a predicted model, not a curated record
CCUAGAGGCGGGGCGGAGGCGGCAGCGGCGCUCCUUGGAGCCGACCUCUGUUCCGGCCCAACAAACAGACCCCGCUGGGCGGCGGUGGCGGUGAGUGGGGCGUUGUGUCGCGGAUUCUCCCGAAGGGCGGCAGUGGAGCACGGAGAAGGACGGUGGGCUACAUUCAGGGCCUUGUGGUGGCUUCUCAGUGCUCCUGGAGCCUGGGGCUGAUGACGUGAAGGGGAAGUAGUGGAAGAAAUAAACUAAGCGGACCGUGAAUUUCCUAUGAAUCGUUUGUCCUUAGGAUACUGAGCAUUUGAUAUUGAAUACAUCAUUCACCAACUAUCAUGGAGCCUAGAUAUCCUCUUACAGGGCCCCAGAUGAAUACCAGGUUUCCUACAAGCAGAAUGGUACCUUUCUACUUUCCUCCAUCAAAAUGUGCACUUUGGAACCCGAUGCCAAUAGGAGAUUUCAUCUAUUUACACCUCAAUUACUACAGAAAUCCAAAGCUUGUGGUAACUGAAAAGACCAUCCGACUUGCUUAUCGUCAUGCUAAGCAGAAUAAAAAAAACCUGCCAUGCUUUUUACUUGGUUCUCUCAUAGUAGAUGAAGAUGAAGAAAGUGUGACAUUGACAGUAGAUCGUUUUGAUCCUGGUCGAGAAGUACCUGAAUGUUUAGAAAGAACCCCUACUGCUGCUCUUCCUGGGGACUUUGUGAUUCCUUGCAAAAUUUAUACUCAUGGAGUUUGUUCAAAAGAAGUAAUAGUUCAUGAUGCAGAUGACUUCAGUUCAGCUUUUAAGGCUCUGCAGCACCAUGUAUGUAGCAAAGAUUCCUUGGAUUGUGGUAAACUGCUUUCCCUAAGAGCUCAUAUCACUUCCAGGGAAAGUUUGGACAAUGUGGAUUUGGACUUGCAUUGGGCAGCAGUAACUCUAGCGCAUACUUUUAAAUGCACACCUGUGAAGCCCAUCCCUAUUAUUCCAACAGCCCUGGCAAGAAACUUGAGCAGUAAUCUGAAUAUUUCUCAAGUUCAAGGUACCUAUAAAUAUGGAUAUCUUACCAUGGAUGAAACACGCAAAUUAUUACUUUUGCUGGAAUCAGAUCCCAAGAUUUGCUCUCUACCAUUAGUGGGAAUUUGGCUGUCUGGAAUUAUACAUAUUUAUAGUCCUCAGGUGUGGGCUUGCUGCUUACGAUACAUGUUCAGUUCUUCUAUUCAAGAAAGGGUUUUUUCAGAAUCUGGAAAUUUCAUUAUAGUUCUCUAUUCUGUGACACAUAAGGAUCCUGAGUUUUAUGAAUGCCUCCCCUGUGAUGGCAGGUCAUCUGACCUUCAGUUCCAGCUACUAACCAGCAAGGAAACAUUACAUCUUUUCAAAAAUGUUGAACCUUCUGAUAAAAAGUCAAUCCAUUUUGAACUGACUGCUGAAAGCCAAAAUGCAGAAACAGAGUUUUUCAACAAAGUUUCCAAGAAUCUUUCAAUUAAAAGGUCUUCCCAAAAGUUAUCUCCAGGGAAAAUGCCAAUAAAUGAUCAUGACUCUGGUGUUGAAGAUGAAGAUUUUUCUCCAAGACCAAUUCCUAGUCCUCAUCCUGUGAGUCAGAAGGUUUCUAAGAUCCAACCAUCAGUUCCUGAACUUUCGCUUGUGUUGGAUGGCAAUUUCUUAGAAUCAAAUCCUCUCCCUAAGCCAUUGGAAAUGGUGAAUAAUGAAAACCCUUCUUUGUUGAUUAACCACUCUGAACACUUGGAUCCAUUGCAACCCCAGCUUUACGAUGACGAACACAGCCUAGAAGCUAAAGCUGGAGAGCCUUCCUUGAGAGGGUUACCAAAUCAGUUAACCCAGAGCACUGUUCCUUUAAGACAUGGCAAAGUAAGACAAUCAUCUACCUGUAAAAAAGGGAACCCCCAUAACAGGAACAGUGGUAAACCAUCUUCUCUUAAUGGGCCAUCUCCUGAUACAAAUUUACACAAAGAAGAAUAUCUUAUAGGAUCCUCCACAUGUAAUUCCAAGCAGUCUUCUCUUGCCUCACAGUCCCACCCACACAAUUUUGUUUUUUCAUCCUGUAAUUCAGGAAGACCAAUGGAACUUCAGAUACCUACUCCACCACCACCAUCUUACUAUUCUACAAAUGUCUGCAGUUGUUGUCAGCAUCAUGGCCAUAUUCAGUAUAGUCCAGUAAAUUCUUGGCAAGGAAUGAAUACCGUAGGGUCCAUUCAAGAUCUCCAGUCUGAAGCCCUUCACAAACAUUCGUUAUUUCACCCAGGUGGAUGUCCAGUUCUGUACUCUAAUGCAUUCUGUGCUUCAAGUAGUCCUAUAGCCUUGAGACCCCAGGGAAGCACGGGUGGUUGCCCUCCCCACAGCACUGUAGAACCAUCGCCUGUGGCAAGACUGCCUUCACACGUGGACGCAUGUAACUCACGGCCCUGUGCAGUGUGCACACACACACCCAAGACCGGGCCAGAUAAUGGAAUGAUGGGACUGUCUCCGGAUGCAUAUAGGUUCCUCACAGAACAGGACAGACAGCUGAGACUGCUUCAGGCACAGAUUCAGCGUUUAUUGGAGGCACAGUCUCUGCAGCCCUGUUCCCCUAAGACAACCUCUGUUGAAAACACGGCACAAGCAGCAAGACAGAUGGAGCUGGUUUCCAUGGAAGCACAGUCUUCUCCUGGCUUGCACAUGAGAAAAAGUGUGAGCAUUGCUGUGAGCACAGGUGCCAGCUUGUUUUGGAAUGCAGCAGGCGAUGGUCAAGAGCCUGAAUCUCAGCUGAGGCAAGAUGAUACAAAGAUUUCCAGUGAGGACAUGAAUUUUUCUGUUGAUAUUAAUAAUGGAGUCACAAGUCCUCCAGGUAGUGCAUCUUCAUUAAAAGCAGUUGAUAUUCCCAGCUUUGAAGAGAGCAACAUUGCUGCGGAAGAAGAAUUUAAUCAGCCACUUUCUGUAUCCAACUCUUCUCCAGGUGUGAGAAAAGAACCUGAUGUGCCCGUGUUCCUUGCAAAUUCUGUGCCAGCAGAGAGUAUAAGCAUGUGCUUACAGAGUGGACCAACAGAGGGUGCUAGUAACAACCCUGUAACAUCAGGUGAACCCAAAACUGAGCAAGCGAUACAACCCUUGCCUCCUCAACCAUCAGACAGGCAGAAAAUAUACCAGGAUUUAUUGAGUCAAGUGAACCACCUACUGAAUAGCUCCUCCAAAGAAACUGAGCAGCCGUCCACCAAAGCAGUAAUUAUCAGCCAUGAAUGUACCAGAACACAAAAUGUUUACCAUACAAAGAAAAAAAAACGUGAUUCAGGGCCAGCAGACAAAGAUUGUGUUCUUAAUGCAACCCUUAAACAACUAAGAAACCUUGGAGUAAAAAUUGAUUCUCCCACUAAAGUGAAUAAAAAUGCACAUAAAGUGGAUCAUGCCAGUGUGUUGGCAUGCAUCAGCCCCGAAGCAGUGAUUUCUGGAUUAAACUACAUGUCAUUUGCUAAUGUUGGUAUGAGUGGCUUAAGCCCCAACGGCGUGGAUUUGAGCAUGGAGGCGAAUGCUAUAGCUCUGAAAUAUUUAAAUGAAAAUCAGCUGUCACAACUAUCCCUCAGUCGAUCAAACCAAAAUAACUGUGACUCAUCUUUUAGUCUUCUACAUAUUAAUACAGACAGAAGCACAGUGGGGCUUAGUUUAAUUUCACCAAACAACAUGUCAUUUGCAACCAAAAAAUAUAUGAAGCGAUACGGACUCAUUCAAAGCAGUGACAACAGUGAAGAUGAAGAGGAGCCUCCAAACCAUACAGAGGGCAAGAGUGAACAUUUACUGAAUCAAAACCUUACAUCCACACCUGAGCAACUAGACUGUCAGACAGAGCCCUCUAGGAACACCUGUGAAAUAACUAAUUGUCACAACUGUGAACCCGUGAGCACCCACACAGAUAUGCCAGUACUGAGAAAUAUUACAAAUGAAGUUGUGCGGCCAAAAGCAAUGCAGCAAUUGAAUGAAAACCCAGCUUUCUUAUUAAAAAACUUUAAACCAAGUCCUGCAGUGAACCUCCGAACUGGAAAAGCAGAGUUUACCCAACAUCCUGAGAAAGAAAAUGAAAGGGACUCUCCAAUUCUUCCUGAAAGUUUCAAACCUGAAACUUUAAAGCAGAUGAACAGUAUGAAUUCAGUAGGCACCUUCUUAGAUGUAAAGCGGCUCAGACAGUUGCCAAAACUAUUUUGAACCUUAAACUCACCACCCUCCUGAUGUGAGGAUGGGGUGUCUCCCAAAGAGACUUAGGGAAGCCAGAGCCGCUUGGUGGUUUGGGGAUCCCUAAGCAUUCUCAGGGCCGCUCUGUUUCUUGGCAGCAGCUGAUGGCAAAGAGCCGAACAAGCAACCUGAUGGUCUGGGAGAUGGCUGACUGGUGGGAGGUGAGGUUCUCUGUUCAAAUAGAGCCGUUCAGCAUCACUGCGACUUUUUUAAAAAAAAUCCCGAGACCAGUCAUUUAAACAAAUUUACGUACACAGGUAGUAUCCAGCUCUAAAUCUGAACUGUUCUUUGUGAAAAGUAAGUCCAUUUUCCUAGCAUGUUGCAUCUCUGCGUCUACCCACUAUCACCUAAAAGAACAUGAGAUAGACUUAUCAUGACCCUCACUAAAUUAACUAAACCCACCCUUAUUGAAUUUAAGGGGAAAGUUUUAUUUUUAAAAAUAACUUGAAGAUGUUUUACACAAGUAUAUAUGUUCUCUUAAUUAGGAUGCAUAUUUGUCGAAUUCUGUGGAAGUAAAACUCUUGCAGUCUGGUAGGUUGAUGUUAUGUAACAUUUUCAACAUUAUAGCACUAGCUAUCACAAAAUAAGAAAAUUACUGAGUAUGAGUGUGUUUUACAGACUUUGAGUAUUUCACGUGUUUUAA